Molecule: messenger RNA, 4224 nt
Organism: Chara braunii
Lineage: Eukaryota; Viridiplantae; Streptophyta; Charophyceae; Charales; Characeae
Source: the annotation of a GenBank genome assembly
CGCUUCGGUGAACCCAUCGGCGAGCGGGCACGAUGCCGCGAGGUCAGGCUCGGGUGUUCGAGGAUGGGGGGGAGGACGAGAAUCUGAAGGCGCAGAAGAGAUGUUGCGUGUACAAGUACAUCCGCAUGGGACAAAGUCUCGGCGAGAGAUUUCGCGGCAAUCGCAUGUUGAAGUGCGUUUUCUGCGGGCACGAGUUCCAGGGCAACCAGUUCGUGGCGGCGCGCCAUUUCCGCCAGGGCAAGGGAUGUCCGGAAGUGACCGACAAGGCACUUGUCGACAUCCACUACAACAGUGAGUACAAGAUGUCCGACAAGUUCCUACAGCGGAUCCAGCAGUUUGAGGAGUUUCACGGUCCGACACCUGCGAUGGAUCCGCGACGGGACGAGGGGGGUCAGGGAGAGAUGAGGGACGCGGAGAAGCAGAUCGACGUGCAGCAGAGCCAGUACUUUGCGUCGGCGCACGUGUCGGUUGGUACACGGGCAGGUGCUGAUACAGCUGAGGCGGGUCCGUCUGCGGGGAAGAGGAAGGAGAGAGAGGAGGGGGUGCGACCGACGGCAGCAGCCGCAGCACAGAAGAGGCUGUGGCAGAACACGAUCACGGAGUCAUUCUCUUCAAAGUGGCAGAUGGAGUUCAAGAAGAAGUGGCUGCGGUUUGUGCACAGUCAGCGCCUGGCGUUCAACGUCUUCCGGAGUGAGCCGUGGUUGGACGUCGUCCGGCACUUCAGGGAUUUGUCGGGGCCAGUGAAGGUGUUGUGGCCUUCAGAGAACGAGAUUGCGGACAUAGAGACCAUUGUCCACACGGCGGACGAUGUGGGAGCUGAUCUCGCGGAGGUCAGGGCUCCUUUCUAUGUCACGGGGGCCACCAUUAUGUCAGACGGAAGGAAGUCACGCGAUGCUAGACCCAUCGUUAACUUCCUUGUCGGCGGGUCGCGUGGGGUGAUGCUCGUCCGGACGACGAACAGGGAGGUGAGGUCAGCAUUGGAGAGGACGGUGGAUGGCGAUACUUGGGGUAUGGUCCCUUGGGACCAUUCCGUUCGUCAGUUGGCUAAGUGGGUCAGGUGGCAGGUGCGGCAUGGCAGUUGGUGGGAUUCCAUGGGCGUCUUGUUCCGCAUCAUGGAUCCUGUGUACGACCUGCUGCGCAGGUUGGACCGCGGAGGGCUGCACAUGUCGUGGGUGGUUGAGUGGACACAGGAUCUGGCCCGCUGUGUAGCAGAGGAGGUUUGUGCACUUCCGGCAGAUCUUGCACACUACAUUGUGCGGAGAGUGCAGGCUCGAUGCGCUCACAUGCUGGAGCCGGCGCACGCCGCUGCUCACCUUCUCUGUCCCAACCGACAGGACUUGCGGUACUUCGAGGGUGUGGUCAGCGACUACGACGCGAGCUUGGUGAGGGAGGCAGAGUCUUACAUCUUGUCGCAGACAGGGUUCAGUGUGGCGAGCCGCGACUACGAGACCGCAUGUGCACAGUUGCGCGACUUCCACACACGGAGGGGGACGAUUGCUUGGGGGGGGAGAGACGGAGACAGAGAUACACAGAGGUGCAUGGGCGAUGCGGAGACGUACGAGUCCGGGUGUUGGUGGUCGAGGUACGGGCAGUGCGCCCCGCAGUUGCAGGUUAUCGCUCUUCGUACGAAGAAGCGUAACCGGCUUGAGUUCGAGAAGGUCGCGAAGUUGGUUGAGAUCUCAGCCAACGUCUGCCUUCUCUCUCAUCAGCGGGCAGGCCGCGAGUUCGCGUUGCCGUGGACUCUAGAUGAGUCAUUGUUGGACGUGGAGGGAGGUAUCGGAAUUCGCCCCUCGUGGAAGGGGACGGACGAGAGCAGGACGCGGGAGGAGCUCGAGGAGCAGAGACGUUCAUGGCAGCGAGACCCAUGUGGAUCCAGAGCUCCUCCGGGUGAUGUGGGCGAUGUUUUUGGGACUCGAGCCGCCACAUUGCACCCGUACCCUCGAGACGACAGUGAUUCCGAGGGUGACGAGGACGAGGACGAGUCCGCGGGCCCCGCUACCGCCACUCCUACGGCGGAUGAGCGCGAUGAGUGGAGCGACCCAAAGGACGUCCGUAGACGGAGUGGCGGAGAUGACCUGUUCGUUCCAAUUGAUUUGGAGGAGGAGUCUGGGGGUCGUCAUGGGAGCCCUGUAAAGCGUCCGAGGCCUACGUCCACUGGCCCGCUUCCCGCUGAGUGGGAGAAAAAUCCUGGGUCUGCACCUUCGAGGGGGGCAGAGUCGGGGAUUGGCCAUCGUCCUCUGGGUCGCUCUGGCACGGCAUCAUCCACCGCUCUUCCCACUUCGACGGAGGAGCUUCAUCGACAACCAGCCGGUGCAGAUCGAUACCAGAGAUUGGUGAGGGGCCCGAGACAGCGAUUGAAGGACAGAUUAGAGGGUGGUCCUUCACCGGUGCAGAGGGACGACGGAGAUAGACAAGGGUUGGUUGGUGGAGAUGGUGGUGCGUUGGCCGGAGGUGGAGGCGGUGCCGAGGUUGCUGCGGCGUUUGAGGGGAUACUGAUGGGCGGCGGAUGCGGUUUCAAGGGGGAUGAGGACCGGACACCCCCUGGAGAGACAUAUGAGGAGAGGCUGGAUAGGCUUGAUAGUCGUCGAGCUGCCCUCAUGGCACAGAGGGACCCCAGAACGCAGGAGCUCGCCUGUCUUGCGGCCGAGGACCGACGGAGGCAGCUAGGGACAUUUACGCCGGCGUCCGUGGACGUGGGGCCAGCUGCCCACACGGAUCCUCCGACAGAGGUUCAUGACACCACGCAGCGGGAGGCGGCUUCGGCAGAGGUAUCGAGUACGGGAGUAGAUGUUCAACAGGGGACGCACGAGAGCGGGUUGGCACCGAUAGAGGAGCCACGUUCGGAGCCGGCGCAGCCUCCUGCCGUCCAGCUGAGGCCUGAGGAGACAUUGCAGGAGGUCGCGGGCGUGCCUCUGCCCGCGGGUUCAGUUGAGGGUGCCAUGCAGAUAUCCCCGGGUCUGGAGGACAUACAAACGGGGCAGUCAGUGGGCGUUGAUGAUAUUCGCCCAUCGGCACAGGCGGAGGGGAUAGCGCCGACCACCGGGGGGGACAGGGCCGUAGUGGGGGCCGUUGGUGUUGGCGAGUUGGGGGUGCCGUCCGCGGCCGAUCCGAUGUCCACGUCUGGCGGGGAGGACCCCGCACAGGUGGAUAGGCGUGACGCGGACGGGCAGGAGAUACCACAAACUUUGGUGGUUCGCACUGCUGUGGGGCCAGUGGUGCCGCAUCAGGCACCGUUUUUGGAGGGUUAUAGGCGUCGUGCACAUGGCGGCGGCCCGGUCCAGGAGCGACGUGUAGGCAGGGGUGCGUGCAUACCCCCGGUCCCUACUUUUGUGCCGUCACAGACGAGGCCGGAGAUUAGGCAUGUGGCUACGCCUCGGGGCAGCCUCCCUUUUGGUUUUAUGACCGCUGAGGAGUUGGAGGACCAUGGCAGGAGGGAUUUGACGGAGAUCGACCAGCGCAUUUUGAGGUCAGUCCCAGAGGAGGGGAAGUUGCCUCACGUGCAGGACUUAUCUUGGGGGCCAGCCAGCCCCAGCUUACCUUCUGGGUGUUCCAUCGCAGCGCCAUCUGGCGGGGCUGCUGGGGGCUUACCUUCUGGAGGUUCCGUCGCAGUGGCAUAUGGCGGGGCCGCAGGGGACUUACCUUCUGGAGGUUCGGUCGCAACGCCAUCUGGAGGCGCCGCAGGCCCUUCGUCACCCUUGACCGCAGCUCCGAGGGAGGGCGGCAGUCUCACCCCGAGGUCAGUUGACCGUAGACGGAGAGACACUACCAAGUGUGCGCGGGAGUUGUUGGACACCAUGUUCAGUCACACAGAUCGACCAUGGAGCGAGGCGAGACGGGUGACGACGGCGAGUGUCGGUCGUCAGCCAAGUUUGAGAGGGGCUUCCACGGCCGUGAGACAUCAAGAUGUUGUAGCUUCAGGGUUUGGUGGUAGAGGCGGUGGUGGCGGUGGCAGCGGUGGCCAGGGCGACGACAUACGUGAGGGUGCAGGCGUUGCCGCAGCGAGCGCAGUGGAUCCGCCCUUGACGUACGGUUUGAGAGAGGCGUCAAUUAUUUUGCAUGAGCCUGACGUUGUUACACGACCGAGGCAGGAGACACGUGCCAUUAGAUCGACGCCAGGAGGGGGAGACUUCAGGGACAGACGGUCUACCUAUGGCAUGCGAGUCACGCCGACGUGAUGACCUAGCAGCCGCAGGUGUAGGCAGGACGUUGAGAGGCAAGAGACUC